This is a messenger RNA of Cylicocyclus nassatus, 822 nucleotides long. Lineage: Eukaryota; Metazoa; Nematoda; Chromadorea; Rhabditida; Strongylidae. The record is from the annotation of a GenBank genome assembly.
AUGUCAAGCUACGCUGAUGGGCCAGAAUCUACCGAUUCGGAAUUCGAUGAUGUGUUUGAUGCGUACUUUGAUCAAUAUUCUACAAGGAAUUCGGAACUGCAGAAAAAAAUUGAUGAACUGGAAACGAAACUGGGACUUCAAAUGCUUGAAAACAGGAAGCUGAGAGUGGCUUUGGAGGUGCAGCAGAACUGCUCCAACCGGCUGCAGGAGCAGCUCCGAGUUCAGCAGAGGCAACACGAAAAUGCCAAAACACGCUAUGAGGAGGUGCUGGCACGGUACGAUAGGAGAGUGGAUGCGCAGGAAGCAUCUAUUGCAAAAAAAGAUGAUGAGGUAGAACGAUUGGUGUUGGAUCUGUAUAAAGCUAGGCGUAAUCUCCCAAUCAAGCGUGGCUAUAAUGAGCAGCUACAUAAUGUAGUUCUUCAUGAUAUGGAAGAGGAGGUCAUGAUGGCGAGCCUCUCUAGGAGAAGCGUUACCAGCUCCUACAUAGAUGUGCAAGGAGAUGGACGAGCUACUCUUACUUUGCUAUUAUGUGAUGAUACGCAUAUAAGCGGUGUUAUGAGGACAUCGGAUGGUAGGCCAUACAGUUUCAUUCGAGACUGCGAAGACAAUGUAUGGAAGGGCGAUCAUGAGGGCCUUUGCAUUGGAUUUGGUCAUUUAACGAUGACCAAUAAUUGCGGAAGGAUUCCAUUGCUGGCUCGGUUCUCGGCCAUGCUGGAAAGGAGUCUAGAUAGGACUCGAAGUAUUCGUUUCAUCAAUUUUGAUGAAACGGAAAGGAUUACGACAAUAAUGCAAGAAGGUCGGAGGGUAGUCAUGCGAACUUAG